Molecule: messenger RNA, 1740 nt
Organism: Emericellopsis atlantica
Lineage: Eukaryota; Fungi; Ascomycota; Sordariomycetes; Hypocreales; Bionectriaceae
Exons: 2
Coding region: 296-1600 (434 amino acids)
Biological process (GO): actin filament polymerization
Cellular component (GO): actin filament; cytoplasm
Molecular function (GO): actin binding; microtubule binding
Source: RefSeq, a predicted model, not a curated record
AUCGGAGCGAGGCCACGUGUUGUACACGUCGCCAUGCUGAGCCUCAACGUAUCUAACGCUUGGCCUACGUUUGGAAGAGUGAUUCGCGUCAGCCUGCCCGAGGUACAUCUUUUUGGCGGGCAGCUGGGAACACUCCAGCUCCGAAAUAGCGGGGUACAUGACCCCUGCAAGGCCAUCUACAACAAAAAAAUCGAGCCCACGAAUCAGAUGAUGGCAAGGAACCCUCGUCCCUUACCCUGAGUGCAGAAAAGCCGCCCCGCGAACUGCGACCGCGACGACAACCCUCACGAACACCAUGGCCUCCUCCAACCCCUUUCGCAAGCAGACGACCCCGAUUGUCACAGACUUUGAUGCCUCGUCCAUUCCGCGUGCCUCGCGACCGCCUCCCCCCGUGAGCUUUGGCAGCUCCGACCCCAAGAUCGAUCCGGAGGUUCCGGUUGAGACGAAGACCAAGGCCAAGGUCGUCAAACGAGUGCGCGUCUUGUCGCCGCCGCCUCUGAGCCCCGACUCGCCCGAGUGGCCGAACAAUCACCUACCAGCAUAUCCGCAAGAUGACCUAGACUCCACGGACGUUGUUGUCGCGGAAGCCGACAAGAUGACCCCCACAGAUGCGGUGCCAGGAGUAUCCUUUGGGACACCACAGCAGGGCAUUGCUCUCGUGGAGGAGAUGAAGAACGAAGGGGAGGCGCUCAAAGCUGGGAACAAAGCCAUGGAUGUCGAUGCUUUCAAGCGCCUCCUCAUGACGGGCGAUAAGCCCGCUUCUACCCAUGAUGCUGCCGAAACCGUACCAAAACCCGUGACACCGUCGCCACCUCUGCCCUUGAGACAGGCGGAGGAAGACGAGAGCAUGUCAGACUCAAGCAUGACGGUGCAAUUCGGAUCGAGGAAGAAGGCGGCGCCGCCGCCUCCACCGAGUUCGCGGCAUGGUAAAGCUAUCAGAAGCAACACGGGGGCGUCUGACGCGAAAGCAACUUCCCCAAUGGAGCAGCAGUCGUUCGCCGCGGAGCCUCGCACUGCUGCCACUGAUAUCGGAGACGAGUCGUCUCAUGAAACUCCACCAAAGAAAUCAACACCGGCGGCGCCACCACCACCACCACCGCCCCGGGGUCACGCUCGAAGCGACAGCAAGGCGCAGCCAAGCUCUCCAGGCGAACAACGCUCCUCGCCCGACGCUGCACAGUCGCAGUCACAGAGUAGCCGGCACAGCAGCGCACCGGUACCCCCGCCGCCGCGCAGACCCAAUGCAGGCCAUCGGAUGUCCUCCAGCCAAACAUCCCCUACCUCUGCGUCCUUCCCAGAUGCAGAGUCCCAUGAUGACGCAAAUGACAUGACAGAAGGCCAGGCUGGACCGAGCAGGCACCCGGUCCCUCCUCCUCCUCCACCCGCUCGUAAUUCCUCCGUGCGGCGACCACCGAGCGCGGAGGCCAAGUCAAAGGACAGUGCUGUACCGCCACCCCCGCCACCAACGAGGAAGAGAGGCACAAGUAAAGGCAACGCAGAUCGACCGAACACAAGUGAUCCGGGCCAGGGUGACGCAUUGCUGGCCGACUUGAGUGCCCUGCAGCGGGAGGUCGAUGCCGCAAUGGGCAAGCUAGGGUAGCAGCGUGGUCGUCACUGUACCCAGGCGUCCUUUGCGGGACACAGUUCCACCAGGUACGUCCACUAUGCGUUGCGCCCAAGUCCGUGCCAACGCCUUGGGUGGUCUGGAACCUCGUUUGCCAGCGGGAAUGAAGCAUGCGG